This is a messenger RNA of Chaetomium globosum CBS 148.51, 1194 nucleotides long. RefSeq lists its product as uncharacterized. The transcript has 4 exons. The record is from RefSeq and is a predicted model, not a curated record. NCBI's taxonomy places the organism in Eukaryota, Fungi, Ascomycota, Sordariomycetes, Sordariales, Chaetomiaceae. The coding region runs from base 1 to 1194 and encodes 397 amino acids.
AUGAGGAUUGCCAAAACUCUCCUCCCGUUGGCGCUGGUGGCCAACGCAGCUGUUGCGAGCUCGUGGUUCUCCAAUGCCGCAUACAACAAGUGGCACGAGACGGAGCUUGAGCGAUGGCUUUCCGACCACGACGUCCCCUACCCAACCCCGGCCGACCGCAAAGACCUCGAGCAGCUCGUGCAGAAAAACUGGGAUGCGAACGUUGUAGAGCCCUACAAUAAGUGGGAUACCGCGAAGCUCACCGACUACCUAAAGGUCAAGGGCGUCGAAACCAAGGAGUCAGCCGAGGAGACCCGGGAGUCCCUCCUUGCGCGCGUCAAGAGCUCUUGGUACGAAUCAGAGGAAAAGACACAGAAUGCCUACGCCAAUGUCAAGGACAGGAUUCUCGAUACUUGGACCGACAGCCAGCUCAAGGCCUUUUGCGACCGUCAUGGUAUCCCUGUUCCUCAGCCUCGCAAGCGAGACACGCUCCUCCAGAAGGUCCGUGAGAACUACGAGGCCGUCGCCCAGAAAGCCGGAGAGGCAGCCGCUUACCCAAGAAACUGGUUGUAUGAGACCUGGACAGGUUAUCUGGAUGCUCGUGGGGUGCCUGUCCCCCAGGGCUCAAAGACCGACGAGCUGCGCGCUUUGGUCCGCAAGCACUCCCAUAAGGCCGCCUCAGGCUGGACUGCCUGGACCUGGGACGACCUGAGCCUAGACAACAUCCGCGGCUACAUUGCCUCGAGCGGUAACGCUGCGGCUAAGAAGGUCUCGGACAAGACGAGUGCGACGCGCGACGAACUGGUCGACGCCGCGCAGUCCGCCUACCUCUCGGCAUCCUCUGCCGGCGGCGGCUCUUACGCCUCGGCUACCAGCUUCCUCACCAAGGCAACCGACACCACCAAGGCCGGACUAUUUGACACAUGGAGCGAGAGCGAGCUGAAAGCGUACCUAGAUAGCUACGGCAUCCCGGCACCGCAGGGGUCUGAAAUUAACGAGCUGCGCGCCCUUGCCCGCCGCCAGUACACGUACUUCAAGUACGGCACCACCUCCCCGACCGAGACCCUCUUUGCCAAGGUCCGCGAGAAUGUCCAAAGCGGCUGGGAUUGGGUCGCCGGUCAGCUGCGCCUCGGCUCCGAUGCCGCCAAGAAGAAGGCCGAGGAGGCCGAGGCUGAGGGGAGGCGCAAGGCGGAGAAGCUGCAUAAAGAACUCUGA